This is a messenger RNA of Vanessa atalanta (red admiral), 348 nucleotides long. RefSeq lists its product as uncharacterized. The record is from RefSeq and is a predicted model, not a curated record. The transcript has 4 exons. NCBI's taxonomy places the organism in Eukaryota, Metazoa, Arthropoda, Insecta, Lepidoptera, Nymphalidae. The coding region runs from base 1 to 348 and encodes 115 amino acids.
AUGUGUGAAAAACAAUUAAAGCUCCAAAUUGUUUUAAUAGUUUUGUCUUUAUUAUUCAAAGGAUAUUACAGUGUAGAUGACAGUGUUUUGUUUACUGUAACCCGAGCACCGAGAUACUUCGGUAUCUUACAAGAUCACCGCGGACAGCCUCUUUCUGUUGAAAUAUCAGAAGAAUAUAUGGAUCAGGAUUACAUCGCUACAAACAGGAAACGACACAAAAUUGAUUGGAAUAAAAAUCCUCUCGAUAUAGAUGAUUUUGAUGACGACGAGACAGAUGAAAUAGCAGACGAGAAAGACAAAGACGUUAAAUUGCCAAACAAAUUUAACUUACAAUCGGGACCGGUGUAG